Messenger RNA from Penicilliopsis zonata CBS 506.65, 1119 nucleotides. RefSeq lists its product as hypothetical. The transcript has a single exon. NCBI's taxonomy places the organism in Eukaryota, Fungi, Ascomycota, Eurotiomycetes, Eurotiales, Aspergillaceae. The record is from RefSeq and is a predicted model, not a curated record. Gene Ontology annotation, molecular function: hydrolase activity, acting on ester bonds. The coding region runs from base 1 to 1119 and encodes 372 amino acids.
AUGUCUCAAGAUACACUCAAUGAAGACUCUGUCUUUCCCUGGGACCUUGGAGUCCAUGACGCGCACUGCCAUCCCACCGACACGAUGACAUCAAUCCCCGCCAUCCCACACAUGAAAGCCACCACGCUGACGAUCAUGGCCACGCGCAGCGAGGACCAGGACCUUGUAUACCAGACUGCAUUAUCGCUGCAGAAAGGUUCAAAACGUGUCGUUCCCUGCUUUGGAUGGCAUCCGUGGUUUUCUCAUCAACUUCUAGACGACAUCAAUAAUGAGUCUGCAUCAUCACACAACACAGAGCAGCAGAAGACAACACACUAUCAGCACGUCUUGACUCCACCACCCCUAGAUCCAGCAUUCAUUGCUUCUCUACCGGAUCCAAAACCGCUGUCUCAGUUUAUCUCUGAAACCCGGCUCCGCGUUCUACGCUUUCCGACCUCUCUAGUCGGCGAGAUCGGACUCGACAAGGCCUUCCGUCUACCUAUCCCCUGGUCGCAAGAUGAUAUCGAAGUGAGAAAGGACACCCUGACGCCUGGGUCUCGCGAGGGCCGACACCUCUCGCAGUAUCGAGUCCAGAUGAGUCACCAGAAAGCAGUGCUAAAGGCUCAGCUCCGACUAGCCGGUGAACUGGGUAGACCUGUCUCCGUCCAUAGCGUGCAAGCGCAUGGAGCUGUCCUGGAUUUACUCAAGGAGUUAUGGAGGGGGUAUGAACGAUACGUUCCUACAAGGAGGGAGCGAAAAGAACGAGACCAAAAAGAAGAAGAAGCAGAAGAAGAAGAAGAGAAGCAACUUCCCUUUCCCCCACGGAUAUGCAUGCACUCGUAUUCCGGCCCUGUUGAACCGAUACGGCAAUUCCUAAACCCGGCCAAUCCGUCAGAUAUAUAUUUCUCCUUCUCCCAGGCGAUCAACUUUACAACCCCGUCUUCUAAAAGGGUGGUUGACGUGAUCCGCGCCAUCCCAGAGGAUAGAUUGCUGAUAGAGAGCGAUCUGCAUACUGCCGGAGAAGAGAUGGAUAUCUUACUUGAGGAUAUCACUCGGACGGUCUGUCAACUACGGGGGUGGGAAUUACAUGAUGGAGUGAAGCGGUUGGCAAGAAAUUGGAAGUGUUUUAUCGAGAAAUAA